Arabidopsis lyrata subsp. lyrata is the source of this 1352-nucleotide messenger RNA. RefSeq lists its product as uncharacterized. Bases 1 to 1080 code for a protein of 359 amino acids. The transcript is spliced from 2 exons. The record is from RefSeq and is a predicted model, not a curated record. Lineage: Eukaryota; Viridiplantae; Streptophyta; Magnoliopsida; Brassicales; Brassicaceae.
AUGGAGAGAUGUGAAAAUAGUAUAGGAGAACAGGAGAAGAGAGUGGUUAAGUUUAUACGUGGCCGAACAAGAGUGGUGCACAAUGUAUCUAGUGAUUUGAGAGUCACUUUGAGGUGUGGACCGUGUGGUGCUAUUAGACUAUCAAUCUUUAGGCUCAAUCUCAUCAGUCACAUAAAUUUUUGGGAGCUAACCCCAUCUUCCUCUAGUAGUUGGAUUUGGAAAAAACUGUGUAAACUCCGCCUUAUUGGCAGACAUUUUCUUGUUUGUGAUGUUGGUUCUGGCGAAACAGCUAGCUUUUGGCAUGAUAAUUGGACGAGACUUGGUCCUCUUAUCCAUGUGACUGGUAAUAAUGGUCCCCUCACGGUUGGUAUGCCCUUGACUGAUGUGGUUCGUGAUGCUUUAAGGGGAAGAAGCUGGUGGAUUGCCUCUAGUAGAAGUAGAAACCCGAUCAUUGCUUUGCUAAGAAGUUCCGUGCUGGAUCCGGAGAGUAUGAUUGAUUGUAUGCAUGAUGAUGUUUAUUUGUGGAAGGCUGAUCAUCAUGCUCCUUCAAACAUGUUCUCUGCGGCAAAAACUUGGCCUGCUCUUCAUCCAAAUGGUGUUCCUUUCCCUUGGCAUAAGUCUGUUUGGUUCAAGGAUCGGGUACCAAAGCACGCUUUCAUUUGUUGGGUUGUGGCUUGGAAUAGAUUGCACACAAGGGACAGACUCCGGAGUUGGGGACUCAACACUCCUUCGGUAUGUGUUUUGUGCUAUGUUGUGGAUGAGACUCAUAAUCAUUUGUUCUUUCAAUGUCAUUUCAGUGGAGAGGUUUGGCGUUUCUGCACCCUUAGGGCUGGAUUGACUCCUCCUUCGCAGUUUAUGGCUUCUCUACUCUGGUUGAAGUCAGCUUCAACGUUUAAAAAUCUCUCGCUUAUCAUUAAACUCCUCUUCCAAGCUUCCGUUUAUCUUAUUUGGAGAGGACGAAACCUUAGGAUCCACUCUAACAACUUUCGUAACCCUCCUCAAAUCAUAAAGGAGAUUCAAUUGCUUGUUAGAGCUCGGCUGGAUCCUCUUUCUAGGUUACAAUCUUCUGGACCUCUGUGAUCUUCUCUCCUCGUCACUUGGUUCGCGCUGUUUCAGGUCUAAGUACUCUCUCUUCAGCUUCGGGGGUUCUCUGUUUUUUUGCUUCCUCUGUAGUCUCUUUUUUCCUUCUCAGGCAUGUGUGCUUUUGUUGGCCUUCUUGGCCUUGUUUCUUUUUGUCUUUUCGGGCCUGCUCAUGUUGGGCUUCUCAGCCUUGUUUCUUUCUUUCGGGCCUGCGUGCUCCUGUUGGGCUCUUGGCCAUGUAUGUUUUUUAAUGUUUUAAUGGAAAGUAAAAA